CAUGAGUGCGAUCUACUGUCGACGGCUACCACCUCUCGCAAUCCAUCGUAAUGGAAGUCUCUUGCUAAAUCGGCAUCAGUCACUUUCAACCUUUCAACCACGAAACUGGGUUCACACCCAAUCCCCCAUUUCGUCUCGAUCUCUCCUUUUCGCCUCCUCUCAUUCCCCCCUUCUUCAACAUCGAUUUCAAAAAAUCGACUCAUUCGUCUUUCCAUCUCGUUUCAAUUCUUCACCGGCGAAUCAAGAGAAAGAUGAAAGUUCAUCUCAGAAAGCUGUCUCUCGUCCUUCUGCCUCCGAUCAAACUCGAAUGCAAAAGAUAUGGGUGAAAGUUAAAACAGAAGCUUCACAUUAUUGGCAUGGUACGAAGCUUUUAGGAAAGGAAAUCCGACUGAGUGCAAAAUAUCAAAUGAAAUUAUUAAGAGGCAAAAAAUUGACACGUAGAGAGAAACGACAACUUAAACGGACUACAACCGACUUAUUACGGCUGAUCCCGUUCUCUGUCUUCCUCAUCGUUCCUUUCAUGGAACUUUUACUACCAGUUGCACUCAAACUGUUCCCCAACAUGCUACCGUCAACAUUCCGAGAUGAAUCUAAAGAACUAGAGAAGAAGCGCAAGUUGUUAAAAGUCAGACUCGAGAUGGCCAAGUUCUUACAAGAAACUUUACGAGAGAGUGGAAUGAGUAAAAGAGUCAAAGAAACUGAAGAAUUUAAAGAAUUCUUUAGAAAAGUUCGUAGUACAGGAGAAAAACCCAGUAUGGAUGAUGUGGUUAAAGUGGCUCGAUUGUUUGAGGACGAUCUCACCCUUGAUAAUCUUUCGCGUCCUCAACUCGUUAGUAUGUGCAGGUAUAUGAACAUCAAUGCUUUCGGAACUGAUAAUUUCCUACGUUAUACGAUCCGUAACCGAAUGCGACAUUUAGCAGCAGAUGACGCCUUGAUCGAUGCCGAAGGAAUCGAAUCGCUCUCGGGAACUGAGCUGCGACAUGCAUGUCAAUCCCGUGGCAUAAGAUCAAUGGGCGUAGAUGAAGCUGAACUUCGAAAGGAAUUAGAACAGUGGAUCGAUUUACAUCUUCACCGUGGACUUAGUGCAACUCUUUUGAUCCUUGGUCGAGCCUUUGCUUUCAACCGAGGCGGUGAUAGUGAAAAGGGUGAUAGUACUCUUGAGAGCCUCAAGGAUGCCUUGAGUAGUCUUCCAGACACUUUGCUUAACGAAGCUGAACUGGAAGUUUCGCAUGACACGGUGACCAACAAGCAACGUCUCGCGGUCUUGGAAGAACAGGAAGAACUUAUUGCAGAUGAAAGCGAACAAGAGUUAAGAGAAGAAGAGGCACGAAAGGCUCAACGUGAACUUGAAAGAAGUCAAAAGGCAGAGGCUGAAGAAUUGGAGAAGAUGGAAAAAGUGGUCGAGGUUGCUUUAGAUAAGAUACCUGAAAGUAAAUCAGAAGCCGAAGCAGUCGAUCCUGACAACGUCAGAAUGACAUCUGAACAGCUUCAUGAGCUUGGAGAAGCUCUAUCAAUCUUGAGUGCGAAAUCGAGUGUCUUACAUGAGAAAACUGAACUGAAGAAAUUGGUUGAAGAGAAUCAAGAGGCAGCACAGGAUCCCGAGAACACCGCAUCCGCAGGACUGGUCAAGAGUAUCCAGAAAAUGAUUCACGAAAUUGACACUCAACUAGAAGAGUACGACACUCAAGUUGGAAACAGGAUGCAUCAGAUCAAUAUCGGGAAAGACGGAAACAUCAGUGUCGAUGAUCUACGGAAAGGACUUGGUGUAAUCAAACAUCGACCAUCGGAUGAAGCGAUCGAAGUCCUCAUCGAUAAACUCGAUGUCGAUCACGAUGGAUUCGUACCUCUCGAGCAUGUUGUAUCUCUAGCCGCUGAGGAAGGCUUAGGGAUUGUAGUAGACGAAGAUUCAAGUUCGAAUGCGAUUGUUUCAGAAGGUCAGAAACUACGACAUGAUGGACACAAAAACUUGAAGCUACAGUCAAAGUCUCGUGAUGCAAGAUCUAAGUCUGAGUCCGGGGUUACUAACAAGGAAGAGCCAAAGCCUAAAAAAUCAGAUAUUGUUGAAGAUCCUUAGAGAAUCGGUUUUGGUUUCCUCAAUCUGAUCACAUCUAUGGUCUAUAACAUCAAAAGCAAGUUAUACUGAUCUACUACCCCAAUCAUACUACUAUCCCCAUUCCUUAUCAGCGGGCAGGAAAACAAGAUACACCUUAUCUUGAAUGUAUUCAAGUGAUAUAUUAAAUAGAAGUUUUUGAAAAACAUGAAAUUAGUGUGUAGCAAAUUCGCCAACAACACCUGGUGUAGUUGCCUUUGAGCAUUAGGCUUCCUAAUCAUGAUUUUACUUGCUUUGGAAGUGAUUGAAGGAAAUCACACUGUUCUACUAGUUCAUUGACAGCCAGUUUUCUAUUGAAUCUAUUUCUUCAGGAAAAGACUUUGAAUUGUGAUUUCAUGGGAAACACUGAGAUCUACUUGCAGUAAUUAUCAAUAAAAUUACAC
Molecule: messenger RNA, 2493 nt
Organism: Melampsora larici-populina 98AG31
Lineage: Eukaryota; Fungi; Basidiomycota; Pucciniomycetes; Pucciniales; Melampsoraceae
Exons: 7
Biological process (GO): intracellular monoatomic cation homeostasis
Cellular component (GO): mitochondrial inner membrane
Molecular function (GO): calcium ion binding; ribosome binding
Source: RefSeq, a predicted model, not a curated record